Molecule: messenger RNA, 1266 nt
Organism: Linum tenue
Lineage: Eukaryota; Viridiplantae; Streptophyta; Magnoliopsida; Malpighiales; Linaceae
Source: the annotation of a GenBank genome assembly
AUGGAGAAUCUGUUUCGCUUCGCCGAUAACAAUAACGAGGAUUUCUUCUCCCGCCGGUGCAUUUGGGUUAACGGCCCAAUCAUCGUCGGGGCCGGGCCCUCGGGGCUGGCGACCGCUGCCUGCCUACGAGAGCAAGGCGUCCCCUUUCUGGUCCUGGAGAAAGAGGACUGCAUUGCCUCGCUGUGGCAGAAGCGCACUUACGACCGCCUCAAACUCCACCUUCCCAAGCAGUUCUGCCAGCUCCCCAAAGUUCCUUUCCCGGAGGACUUCCCCGAGUACCCAACCAAGAAGCAGUUCAUCCAGUACCUGGAAUCCUACUCCCAGCGGUUCGAGAUCAGCCCCAAGUUCAACGAGUGCGUCCAGUCCGCAAGGUACGACGAGACCAGCGGCCUGUGGCGGGUCAAGACCGUCUCCGCUCGCACCGAGGUUGAGUACAUCUGCCGCUGGCUCGUGGUGGCCACCGGCGAGAACGCCGAGUCCGUGAUGCCGGACAUCGACGGGCUGGCCGAGUUCGGCGGGGAGGUCAUUCACGCUUCCGACUACAAGUCCGGGGAAAAGUACAGAGGCAAGAAGGUGCUUGUCGUCGGCUGCGGGAAUUCAGGGAUGGAGCUUUCCCUUGAUCUCUCCAACCACAAUGCUUCGCCGUCCAUGGUUGUUCGCAGCUCGGUUCACGUAUUGCCCAGAGAAAUAUUCGGCAAAUCCACUUUCCAGCUGGCGGCUCUGCUCAUGAGCUGGCUCCCACUCUGGCUCGUCGACACCAUCCUGCUGAUCCUGACGUGGCUGGUGAUCGGAAACAUCGAGAACUACGGCCUGAAGCGGCCGUCGGUGGGGCCAUUGACCCUGAAGAACAAGCAAGGAAAGACCCCUGUUCUCGACAUCGGCGCCCUCGAGAAGAUCAAAUCGGGAGACAUCCAAGUGGUGCCCGGGAUCAAGAGAUUCGGCUAUGGGCAGGUAGAGCUCGUCAAUGGCGAGACCCUGGAGGUGGAUUCCGUGGUGAUGGCGACCGGAUACCGCAGCAACGUCCCUUACUGGCUUCAGGAGGCCGACUUGUUUGCCAAGAAUGGGUUCCCCAAGGCCCCCUUCCCCAACGCCUGGAAGGGGAAAUCGGGACUCUACGCCGUUGGAUUCACCAAGAGAGGCCUCUCUGGUGCUUCUGCGGACGCCGUUAAGAUCGCAGACGACAUCAGCCAGGUCUGGAAAUCCGAAACCAAGCAGCAGAACAAGCGGACCACGGCUUGUCACAGGCGCUGCAUCUCGCAGUUCUGA